Messenger RNA from Mesocestoides corti, 2709 nucleotides. The record is from the annotation of a GenBank genome assembly. Lineage: Eukaryota; Metazoa; Platyhelminthes; Cestoda; Cyclophyllidea; Mesocestoididae.
AUGAAUACGUCCGAUACCUUUGAUGAAGGGAUUCAUGAGCCCGACGACCCACAAGACUGGAACAUUCCUGUCCCGUUUUCCGCAGUUACGCAGACCAUUCGACCAAUUGGUGACAUUUGGGCACGUGAUAAAAGUUCUUCAGAUGAGGAGCUGAGCAACGAUGCAAACUGCGACACCAGGAAGCACUAUAAACGAUCUUCGAUUAUAGUCGACGAAUUUGGAUUUAAGAUAGACCGCAGUAAGGAGCCGCUACCUUCGCCGUUCUCAGAGUCGGUAGAGAAUCGUCGUAAUUGGUUGGCUUGUCUCGAAUUUACCUACACAAAUCGCUUAGGUGUUUCAGAUACCGAUAAGGCCGAAGCGGGGGAGGAUUUGAGUUGUGAAGACUCUCUUUGGAGCCGUCUCCUCCCCAGACUAAGUACAUCCCCUCGUCUCACCGAGCUCAUUCGUGGCCUAGAAGACCGCCAGCACCCCACUGAGCGGCCCACUUGGCUGGGUGUUCCAGGCUGCAGCACAGAGCUUAGUCCGAUUGAUGGCGUCCCACACUCACUUCGCGCACAAAUUUGGCCCCGCCUAACUAGUGCCUUUGAAAGGCAACAAGCAAGUGUUGACGAUAGUGGCUACAAAAAAACGCUGCUUGCUUAUGCCGAGGUGGUCAAGUGUAGCUCCUCCAUAUCUCCGAAGAUUUCUCGUCAGAUUGAAAAGGACUUGAUGCGAACAAUGCCAAAUAACGUUUGUUUUUCUUCCACAUCUGCUAUUGGUAUCCCACGUCUCCGUCGGGUUCUUACAGCCAUCGCAUGGCUGUACACAGAUAUUGGCUACUGUCAGGGGCUGGGAAUUAUAGCAGCGAAUUUGCUUUUGCUGAUGGAGGAAGAGACCGCCUAUUGGAUGAUGUGCGCCAUCAUCGAGGACAUUCUUCCGGCGUCGUACUUUUCCGCCGACAGCCUCUUGGGCGUUCAGGCAGACCAGCGCGUCCUCUGUCAACUCAUUUCCAUCUUUCUUCCUCGUGUUGACGCUAUUUUACAGCAGCAUGACGUUGAUUUGCCUCUAAUAACCCUGGGAUGGUUCUUAACCCUCUUCUCUGGCGUUCUAUCGAUGCGCAUAAUGAUUCGUGUUUGGGAUCUCCUUUUUUAUGAGGGAUCAACGGUGCUUUUCAGGAUUGCCCUGGCCAUUCUCAAGAUAAAGGAACCGGAGUUAACUUCAGCCACAAAUGCUGCGAAUUUCUUCAACGAAAUCUCAAAUGCUCCUGGGUCCAUCAGGGACAUCACAGAGCUUUUGAAGGUGGCAUACUCCUUUGAGGAGGAGUACCUCGAUCCCACCUACAUUGACGGUCUUCGGAGGCACCAUCUGUCACAACUAAUCGUAGAAUUUGGUGAUCCAAGUGGAGAAAGCAAAGGCGAAAGACUGCUCCCCAAGCAGGCAAGUUGUUUGCCAUUUUUUCUCUCUAAACGAGAUGUCGAAGAGGGUAAACUUGGUGGACCUUUGGGUUUGUUUUGUGGCGCUUUUGGGGGCAGAGCCCACUCCUUCAUGCCACAAGAAGAUGGAGAGGAGGAGGAGGACACAAUCUUUUGCCAGAGCGAUGCAGUAGCAUUGAAAGCGCCUCCCAUGUUAGUGGCUGACGAAAGAACCAGGUAUGAGUACCGCAAACAGUUUCUCGAUCUUAAUGAGGCUGACCCCAAAAUCAAGAACAUACGCCAAACGGAGCUGCUUGUCAAUCUCAGGCAGGCAAUCUUGGCGACAGCAGUGGUACAGAAUAGGCGGGCUAAAGCGUUGGAGGACUUCGCCCGUCAAGAGAGAGACGAACUUGGUUUCCGUCGCCACGACAUCAUCACUGUCAUCGAUAUGCACGACGAACACUGUUGGUUGGGUGAAAUCAACGGUCUGCGAGGUUGGUUCCCUGCUAAGCUAGUUCAACUUCUCGACGAACGCUCCAAACUGUACUCGCCUGCCGGCGAUGAUGUCGUCUACUCUGCUGUGGGAAAUCUUGUUAGGCACGGGCUGUGCUCAUCACUGAGCGCAAUAUUCGAGUACGGGCUAAAAAGGGCUCGUGGACUGACCGACCAAAGACCGAGCCCGUGGAAAUUUAUCGAGGAAGUUGCUACAAAGGAAGCUGAACGGGAUUCGUCAUCAAUUCAUUCGCGUUUAAUUCUUUGUAAAACUUUCCGCCUAGACGAGGUGGGAAAAGUUCUCAGUCCUGAGGAGCUCCUCUAUCGGUCCAUUCAAAGCAUCAACGCGUCGCACUCCUCACCAAGCAUUUCAGACACUGCCAAAUUUCGUACACUGGUGUGCAUUGGCCUCAAUGAGUUGGUGCUACACCUCUGGCUAGAAAUCCUUUGCUCCUGCGAGGAAGUUGUCACAAAAUGGUACCACCCCUGGUCCUUCCUCCGUAGUCCAGGAUGGGUUCAAAUCAAAUGUGAGCUAAGGGUAUUGAGUCAAUUCGCGUUCCACCUAAAUCCGCUUUUGGAAGUGGGUAAUGUAGCUCGUCAACAGCAGUCUGGUAGCACGUCCGCCACAUCCGAGGUACGAAGUCUGUUCCUCGCCUCCAAGUUGCCCCUGCGUCUGCUCUCGCGUUUGGGUCUCGCGGGUUUGCGGCCGCUUCGGCAGUACGAGGGCUUUCACCAGCUGGACCAUGACUUCGGUGCUUUCCGCUGCGACAUCGAGUCGACCGGUGACAUGCUCGUUAAGUACCACCUUUUCAGUUGGGAGCUUUAA